Molecule: messenger RNA, 2291 nt
Organism: Nasonia vitripennis (jewel wasp)
Lineage: Eukaryota; Metazoa; Arthropoda; Insecta; Hymenoptera; Pteromalidae
Product: zinc finger CCCH domain-containing protein 11A
Exons: 6
Coding region: 328-1746 (472 amino acids)
Molecular function (GO): metal ion binding
Source: RefSeq, a predicted model, not a curated record
UGCGUCCCUCCGCCCCCCUGCGUGUGUGUACUGCUGCUGCGGCUCUCGUCGUCGCGCGAGCACAACACUAGGCUCUUCCCGAGAGAGUCAUAUACAGCCAAAAAAAGGCUAAGUAUAUACAUUAUACACACACAUAUUCGAGUGACGAACGGGAACGAGUCUUCGCUCGGCCCAGACGCCCAGUGCGUGCGUGCGAGCAGUAAGCAGCAGCGAAGUGAGCGAGCCGAGGAAGCGACUGAUCACAACACAGCGGCGCGGUUCCUGCGAUACCGUAUACUAUAGAGCAGCAAGGAGCACGAUCACUCGUCGUUCUACAGAUUCCUACAAAUGGAGAAAAAUCACAAGAACACGGACUGCUACUUUUUCUACUACUCGACGUGCACCAAGGGUGAUAGCUGUGCUUACCGCCAUGAAGCAUCCGCACUGGGAUGCGAGACCGUGUGCUCGUAUUGGCAGCAGGGAAGCUGUCUCAAUCAACAUUGCAACUUCCGACACAUGGAUAUUAAGAAAAAUCGCAAAGUGAUUCCUUGUUAUUGGGAGAAAUUUCCCACUGGUUGCAAGAAGCCACAUUGCCCUUUCUUACAUAGGCUCAAUAGGAGUGGAGUUCCCAAUCCUAUCGAAUCCGUAAAAGCAGGUUCUACACCAGCAAAGCCUGUCAAUCAAGAAUGGUCAAAUCGUCAAGAUGCAAAGUUCGAUGGUAACAGUACCGAGUCGGAACAGGGCCGUGGCAGCAGCGAGGCCGGCAGCUUCAUCGGCAGCCCGGUCGUCGAUCCUCUCAUCGUCAACUUUGAAGAAGAAUCGGACAGUGAGAGCGCACCGUCUCCAACCAAGAACCUCCGCAAUCGGAUAUCAUCUUGCAAGACUUACGAGGAGAUCAGACUGGAGGAGAUACAAGCUGAGAGCGCGGCCUUCUACUCGUACGUAUUGAGCGAAGAUUACCAAAACUCAUCAUCUCCAGCUGCAGGUGGUGGAAAAAUCAAGAAACAGUCGAGCUCUAGAAAUCUACGCCUCGCCACUGGGGACAGUAUUUAUGGACGAGAGAAAAAGAGCGAAAAAGAGAAGCAAGAUUCGGACGAGCUGAACUUUGAGGUACUGAGCCUGGCGGAGAUUCGCAGGAGGAGGAGCGAAAAAAAGGCAGAGCUAAACAAGAAAGAGGAGCAGGAAGAGGUUUUCUUAAAGGAUGCUGUCAAGGCUCUUGACGAACUCAAGUCUGAUGUGGAAAUUACAGAGACCACUACUACGAUCACGGUGACAAGGAAAAAGAGGAGCUUUUAUGAUGUGCAAUCCAACGACAGCGAGGACAGCGCGAAGAAAGCUCGGAUGCAAACUGUGGUAGGAAAAGCGCCACCGAUCAAGUUGAGAAGGCGCAGGAUAACCAGUAUUUCCAAGGAGGAUGACAAUGCUGCCGAGACUCGAAAGGAAGAGGAAGAACGAAAAGCCAAGGAGAGACUAGCAGAGGAAAGCAAGGACAACGUAGAUAGUUCUAGCUCUGCCAGGGGACAGAGCGUCGAGGUGAGGGUAUGCGAUAGCAGCACCGAUGACAACCAAUCUACCGAGUCACUCGAGGAAAAGGAUAAAAAAGACAAGUCCAUAACGGAGAGUCUCGACGACAGCUUGGACAAGCCGUUGGACGUCUGUGACAGCGCAGUGAAGCUGGACGAUAAAGGUAGACUGCCGUCGAUUGAUGCCGAAGACGACAUCCUCAAGGAUAUCGAUGCUCUUCUCACGGAUGAAUCAGUUUCGUGAAAUUCUCCGCUUCUGCGCCUUGCUAAAAGAUGCCUGAGUCGUAUGCGUUUAUUCGUUUUGUUAUAAGCUGUAAAGAGAAGUAGAGUGUUAUGUUGCCGAGAAGAACUUUUCUUCGUCGCGUUCAGAUCUCGUUGCAAUCAAAGUCCUUUUUAGCCAUUUUUAGAUCUCUUCGGAUUUAUGAUUAACUUGAUUUAAACGUAUGCAAUAAUUAUUGUUAUUUAUUCACCUAUAGGUAAGUGUUUGGAGCUGUUUUUAAUCAAAAGUCCGCACAGGAGGUAUUUCGACUUCAGAGUUAAUGAAAAUUUCCUAUAAUUUAGCUCUUUAACCAUCUAGAUGUAGAAUUGUAGAUGUUUCGAAGAAAGUAUAGACUAAUAGUUUCUUAUGCCCCGAUCAAAGUAUUCUUUUCUCGCGCGUUGUUUCGUCAACUAAGAGUUUUAUAAAGAGAUUUUAAAUAAAGAUGAAACUAUCAAAAUCGUGUAUUCUUAAAUGAUCAAAUGUACAAAUCGCUAAAGAAACAAAUAUAUAAUUGUUACAUUUUUAAAGUA